AUGGCUACCAACAAGGUGCCGGUCUACUCGCUCAAUGCGAUGAUGCUCUGGGCCCCCUACCUCACGACGCUCCCCGCGCCAUACACCUUCAAGCCCAACCACACCAAGACCAACGUCCGCUUCUUGCUGGGCUACAGCGCUGUCGCAAUCGCGGCAUUCACCUUCUAUGCAGACCGCACGCUCGGCUGGGAAGCGACCACGUCCCCGUGGAUCAUUGCCGCAGUGGCCGUGUACUUUGUACUGAACAGUAUCCUCACCUUCUGGAUUUGGGGCGUCGAGGCCGGGGAGGUGUUUAGCGGGAAACGCAAGACAGGAGAGACGAUCACCAUCUCCUCGUCGACCAAGAAGAACUCCAACCCCUACAAACUCCACGUCCAGUACAAGUCCGCCGCAGGCAAGGUCUUGCAGGACAAGCAGUUUGAAGCACCAUUCCCGAAUUGGUUCUCGGCCGACGGCGUGUUUCACCCGGAGCCCUUCCGGCGCUGGUUGGCUAGUGAAGUUGAUGUGUUGCGGUUGGCUGCGAAGGAGAAUGAGAAGAAGACAGGCGGUGUGUCGGGUCUGGUUGGGAAACCUGACGACGCUGCGGAUGGUAAGAUGCGACGAUAG
Molecule: messenger RNA, 606 nt
Organism: Penicillium alfredii
Lineage: Eukaryota; Fungi; Ascomycota; Eurotiomycetes; Eurotiales; Aspergillaceae
Product: signal peptidase complex subunit 2
Exons: 3
Coding region: 1-606 (201 amino acids)
Biological process (GO): protein targeting to ER
Cellular component (GO): membrane; signal peptidase complex
Source: RefSeq, a predicted model, not a curated record